Polypterus senegalus (gray bichir) is the source of this 591-nucleotide messenger RNA. RefSeq names its product gastrula zinc finger protein XlCGF49.1-like. The transcript has a single exon. NCBI's taxonomy places the organism in Eukaryota, Metazoa, Chordata, Cladistia, Polypteriformes, Polypteridae. The coding region runs from base 1 to 591 and encodes 196 amino acids. The record is from RefSeq and is a predicted model, not a curated record.
AUGCCACAACAAGAGAACAAUACUCCUUUGGAAGAAACAUGUGUCUUGCAAGUGCAAAAUAAAAUUCUGAAAUGUGCAUCUAAAGACAAAGGCAAUCAGUGGAGCCAAACGACUCAAGGGCCUUAUGGCUGUUCUGAAUUUAUAAAACAAUUUUCACGAAACUCCAAUCUUAACACCCACAAUAGAAUUCACACUGGGGAGAAACCCCAUUGCUGUUCUGAAUGUGGAAGAGGGUAUACAAGAAAGCAUCGUCUCGAUAGCCACAUGACAAUUCAUACUGGAACUCAGCCAUACGGCUGUGUAGAAUGUGGUAAACGAUUCGGUGACAGGAGAAAUCUUAACCAGCACAUGAGAACUCGCAAUGGGGAAUAUCCUCUCUGCUGUUCCGAGUGUGGUGUACGAUUCUCAACAAGGAGCCAUCUAUAUAAACACGAAAGAAUUCAUAAUGGAGGUAAACCCUAUUGUUGUGGUAAAUGUGGGAACGUAUUUUCAAAAAGAAAUGGACUUGAAACCCACAAAAUAGUUCAUACUGGGGAGAAACCGUAUUCCUGUUGUGAAUGUGGUAAACAAUUCUCAUUCAAGAGCAACUAA